Messenger RNA from Salmo salar (Atlantic salmon), 7620 nucleotides. The record is from RefSeq and is a predicted model, not a curated record. NCBI's taxonomy places the organism in Eukaryota, Metazoa, Chordata, Actinopteri, Salmoniformes, Salmonidae.
CCUGCUCUCCUCUCCCCAGUCAGAAUCAGAGUGAGACCUGACAACACUCUGAGACUCAGUACUUUCCACUCUCUCUGUACAAAGAGUGCAAAGAGUGUUUUAUCUCUAGCCUCCAUAAGGGACCAUAGCAAGGAGAACAGCCAUGCUAGGAGGCACCAACACUGGGUUGGUGGCUACAGCAGCCCUCCUCUGCCUGCUGCAGGCAGGAACCAACGCAAGCAUUGAAGGUGACAGCUCAUCAGUUACCAGGACAGAUGCAGGGACCUGCACUGUCCACAGCAACCCCCACUACAGCACCUUUGACGGGGCCAACUUCCGCUUCGUGGGACCCUGUACCUACGUCCUGACCCAGGUGUGCUCGCCCUCUGAGACACCCCUGUCCCACUUCAGUGUGGAGGUGGAGAAUGAGCUGAGAGGGAACUCCUCCGUGUCUGCUGUUCAGCAGGUCAAGGUGGAAGUGGAGAACCUCAGGGUCUCCCUGCACAAGAGACAAAACCACCGGGUCAUGGUCAACGGCAUUUGGAGGAAACUCCCUCUGAGCCUCAAUGGUGGCACUGUCAACAUCCAAGGCAACGCCGCUUCCAUCGUUGUGGAGACAAACUUCAACCUUUUUGUAUCCUACGACGACGCCGGUGCUGUCCAUAUCACCGUUCCCGUAUCGUACUCCGGUAAAGUCUGUGGCAUGUGUGGGAACUUCAACCACCUGAGAGACGAUGAUUACCGCACACCUGGCAGUUCCGAGGCUGAAGACUCUGCCACAUUGGGCCAGAACUGGCAGAGCGAGGCCUGUGACUUGACCGUCGUCCCCCUUGACUGUCAACCAACUGAGGAGGCGCAGUACGCCAGCGAGCCAUACUGUGGAUCCCUGGUCUCCAGGCAGGGGCCUUUCUCUGGCUGCCAGUCUGUUCUGGGAGCAGAGAGCUACUUCCGGAGCUGUGUGGCGGGGAUGUGUGGAGCGGAUGGUGACCUAGAGGUGCUGUGUGAAGCCCUGCAGUCUUACUCUGAUAUGUGUCUCAAGGCCGGGGUGCUCGUACCAGCCUGGAGGAACUCGACUAUGUGUCCCCUGAAGUGUGGUGCGAACAGCCACUACAAUGUCUGUGCUAAGGGCUGCCCUGAGGUCUGCUCCAGCAUGGAUAAUCCAGGGGCAUGUGGGAGGUGUGAGGAGAGAUGUGUGUGUGACCCAGGCUUCAAGCUCAGCGGGGGAAGUUGUGUACCUGCAGAGGACUGCGGCUGCUGGAUGAAGGGAGAACACUAUGAAAGAGGAGAGACGUUCAUGGAAGGUGAGUGUGAUCGUGUGUGCCAGUGUAUGGGUGAGGACAGACUCCAGUGUGCUGCUUCCUCCUGCGCGUCCGACGAGGUGUGCAAGGUCAAGGAGGGGGUCAACGGUUGCUUCCUCUCCAACCCGGCCACAUGCCACGUCUACGGAGACCCCCACUACAUCACCUUCGACGGCAAGGCAUACACCUUCCAGGGGGGCUGCAGCUAUACCUUGGCCAAGACUUGCGGCGGAUACACACCCGUCCAGUUCUCAGUGACGGGCCAGAACUGGAACCCCAAAAACGAGAGCAGUGCCAAGCUGGGCGCAGUGGUUCUGGAGACAAGCGAUCUGCAUGUGAAGAUGCAAAACUACAGUGCCACAGUGAACCAUGUUUGGCAGCAUCUUCCUGUUACAGUAAACGGCACAUACGGCGAGGUGAAGCUGUACAAGAAGAAGCAGUACACUGUCAUGGAGACGACUUUUGGCCUCCGGAUGCUGCUGGACGACCAGAGCAGGCUUUUCCUGCAGCUGGACGAGCGCUACAAGGGUAAGAUGUGCGGCCUUUGUGGUACCUACUCCGACGACCAGGGGGAUGACUUCCUGACCCCUAACGGCACCAAACCCGAGACUAACGUGGUCACGUUCGCCAACAGCUGGAGAGUGAAUAGUUCAGAAGACGAUCGAUGUGUUGCCUCCCCCCCUGCCCCCCAACCAUGUGACUCCCAUUUGGACGAACAGGGCUACCGGGAGUGUUCCAAACUGCUGAGCGAAGCCUUCAAGCCCUGCCACCCCUUCGUCCACCCCACACCCUACAUCGACAGCUGUAUGUCCGACCACUGUGCCUCCGGCGGGAACAUGCAUGUGACAUGUGACUCCCUGAGGUCCUAUGUGACCACCUGCGAAGUGGCCAAUGUGACCCUGCCUCCCUGGUGGAAUGACACCGCCUGUGAUAGUCUACCUGGCCCUCCCACAAUACCACCAGUUACUACACCUGACAAGGAACUUUGUCCUCUAGACUGCAACUUUGACAACAGCGAGUGUGGGUGGGAGCAAAUUAUUCAGGACAGUUUUGAUUGGAGGAGACUGAGAGGCCCAACCCCAUCUGACCUCACAGGGCCAACCCAGGACCAUACCACAGGAGGUGGCUCCUACAUGUACAUUGAGGGUGACGGUGUUUACCACGGAGACUCUGCCCGUAUGAUGAGCCCUAAGUGCCAAAACGGGCCAGGCCGAUACUGCCUGCGCUUCUGGUACCACAUGUACGGACAGGCCACAGCCAUGGCUCUCAAUGUCUACCAGCUUGACCAGCACAACAGAAACAAAAAACUGUGGUCCAAAGCCAACAACCAGGGCUCCACAUGGUAUCCGGCAGAAGUGGAUAUUAUAAUCGAUGGGUCAUUCAAGAUCAUUAUGGAGGGAAUACGAGGCUCUGACCCUCGGUCUGAUGUGGCAUUUGAUGACGUCUCCAUCCACUAUGAAUCAUGCUCAGGGUCUUCGAUUGGUGCUAUAAGUGGAGCUUCAGUUCCUUCCUCAGUUGAUGGAGGAGUUGCCCCACACCCAGUCUGCAACCUUGAUUGCGCUUUCGAGCAGGACCUUUGCGGUUUUACCCAGCUGAUGACAGACGUUUUUGAUUGGACAAGGCACAGUGGCUCCACCCCCACUGUCAUGACUGGGCCAUCAGCUGACCACACAAAAGGAAGUCCAUUUGGUCACUACUUGUACAUCGAGGCCAACAGUGUGUCUAGCGGAGACAUGGCUCGCCUCCUUAGCUCUGAGUGUUCUGACCCUGGUCCUCAGUGUCUGCAGUUCUGGUACCACAUGUCUGGCUCGGCCGAGACCAUGGGUCUGCAUGUCUACCUGCUCCAGGGCCGCUACGUGGAUGGGGUGUGGGGGAAGAGGAACAACCAGGGAGACUCAUGGCAACGGGCUCAGGUGGAUCUGAUGACCACUGGACCUUUCCAGAUCAUCUUCGAGGGCCACAGAGGCACCACUGAUCAGUCCGACGUGACUAUAGAUGAUGUAUCUCUGCAUCGUGGACGUUGUGCAGACUUGAUUAAGCCACCAACACCAACAGAGAAACCUGUACUCCCUCCAGUGGACAAGUCCACCACUGCACCAGCUCCAAUUGCUACAAGACCUGAACCACCCACAACAACUAGGCCACAACCACCAACAACUGAUAGACCAGAAACACCAAGACCAACAACUGAUAGACCAGAAACACCAAGACCAACAACUGAUAGACCAGAAACACCAAGACCAACAACUGAAAGACCAGAAACACCAAGACCAACAACUGAAAGACCACGACCACCUAGACCAACAACUGAUAGACCAGAAACACCAAGACCAACAACUGAAAGACCACGACCACCUAGACCAACAACGGAUAGACCAGAAACACCAAGACCAACAACUGAUAGACCAGAAACACCAAGACCAACAACUGAAAGACCAGAAACACCAAGACCAACAACUGAUAGACCAGAAACACCAAGACCAACAACUGAUAGACCAGAAACACCAAGACCAACAACUGAUAGACCAGAAACACCAAGACCAACAACUGAAAGACCAGAAACACCAAGACCAACAACUGAUAGACCAGAAACACCAAGACCAACAACUGAUAGACCAGAAACACCAAGACCAACAACUGAUAGACCAGAAACACCAAGACCAACAACUGAUAGACCAGAAACACCAAGACCAACAACUGAUAGACCAGAAACACCAAGACCAACAACUGAAGGACCACGACCACCUAGACCAACAACUGAUAGACCAGAAACACCAAGACCAACAACUGAUAGACCAGAAACACCAAGACCAACAACUGAUAGACCAGAAACACCAAGACCAACAACUGAUAGACCAGAAACACCAAGACCAACAACUGAUAGACCAGAAACACCAAGACCAACAACUGAUAGACCAGAAACACCAAGACCAACAACUGAUAGACCAGAAACACCAAGACCAACAACUGAUAGACCAGAAACACCAAGACCAACAACUGAUAGACCAGAAACACCAAGACCAACAACUGAUAGACCAGAAACACCAAGACCAACAACUGAUAGACCAGAAACACCAAGACCAACAACUGAUAGACCAGAAACACCAAGACCAACAACUGCAAGACCAGAAACACCAAGACCAACAACUGAUAGACCAGAAACACCAAGACCAACAACUGAAAGACCAGAAACACCAAGACCAACAACUGAUAGACCAGAAACACCAAGACCAACAACUGCAAGACCAGAAACACCAAGACCAACAACUGAUAGACCAGAAACACCAAGACCAACAACUGAUAGACCAGAAACACCAAGACCAACAACUGAAGGACCAGAAACACCAAGACCAACAACUGAAGGACCACGACCACCUAGACCAACAACUGAAAGACCACGACCACCUAGAUCAACAACUGAAAGACCACGACCACCUAGACCAACAACUGAUAGACCAGAAACACCAAGACCAACAACUGCAAGACCAGAAACACCAAGACCAACAACUGAAAAACCACGACCACCUAGACCAACAACUGAAAGACCACGACCACCCAGACCAACAACUGAAAGACCAGAAACACCAAGACCAACAACUGAAAGACCAGAAACACCAAGACCAACAACGGAUAGACCAGAAACACCAAGACCAACAACUGAUAGACCAGAAACACCAAGACCAACAACUGAAAGACCAGAAACACCAAGACCAAGAACUGAAAGACCAGAAACACCAAGACCAACAACUGCAAGACCAGAAACACCAAGACCAACAACUGAAAGACCAGAAACACCAAGACCAACAACUGCAAGACCAGAAACACCAAGAACAACAACUGCAAGACCAGAAACACCAAGACCAACAACUGAAGGACCAGAAACACCAAGACCAACAACUGCAAGACCAGAAACACCAAGACCAACAACUGAAAGACCAGAAACACCAAGACCAACAACUGAUAGACCAGAAACACCAAGACCAACAACUGCAAGACCAGAAACACCACGACCAACAACUGAAAGACCAGAAACACCAAGACCAACAACUGAUAGACCAGAAACACCAAGACCAACAACUGCAAGACCAGAAACACCACGACCAACAACUGCAAGACCAGAAACACCAAGACCAACAACUGAAAGACCAGAAACACCAAGACCAACAACUGAUAGACCAGAAACACCAAGACCAACAACUGAAAGACCAGAAACACCAAGACCAACAACUGAAAGACCAGAAACACCAAGACCAACAACUGAAAGACCACAACCACCUAGACCAACAAAUGAAAGACGAAGACCACCUAGACCAACAACUGAAAGACUACGACCACCUAGACCAACAACUGAAAGACCACGACCACCAAGACCAACAACUGAAAGACCACGACCACCCACCACAGCAAGACCAACGCCAUCUUGCCUGAAGAACAGCCAUUACAUCUCCUGCAUCUCCGCCUGCCAGCCCACCUGUAAGCACCUCCACGGCCCGCCCGACUGCCGUGCUGACGAGCCCUGUGUACAGGGUUGUGUAUGUGACGACGGCUUUGUUCUCAAACAGAGGGUGUGUGUGCCCAUCCAGCAGUGUGGCUGUGUGGGCAGCAAUGGCAACAGUCAUAACUUUAAAGAGAACUGGUACACUGAGCACUGCCAUCAAAAGUGUGAGUGUGAUGAAGACGAUGGUGUGGGGGAGAUUGACUGCGAUGAUGAAAAUGGGUGUGAUGAGGAUACCGUCUGUUUUCAGAAUGAAGCCGGACAGUAUUUCUGCAAGUCAACAGACUUCAGCGAGUGCUCUAUCAAUGGAGAGCCAGAGUACAGAACUUUUGACAACAUGAAGCACGACUUUGAGGGCAGAAACUCCUACAUUCUGGUCCAGACCACAGGCCUGUCCAAGAACCAGCCAGACGUCUACAUCGAGGCCAUCAUUGAGAUCGUCAACCAGGAUGGUGUUGACAGUCAUGGUGACAGUAGGCAUGGUGACAGUAGUCAUGGUGACAGCAAUGACGAGGAUGACAAGCAUAAAGACAGCAAGGAAAGGGACAGCAAUGAAGACAGCCAUGAUCACAGCAAAGAGAACGACAACCGUCUGCGACUCAGAGGACUGAAGAUCAGAGUCUAUAACCACACAGUGGAGUUCAGAAACAACAGGAAACUUGUUCUGGACGGUAGGAGCACCCAUGCCCCUGUCUCACCAGCAGGUGGUCUGAGGAUUCUGGAGCGUUCCUCUCGUAUCUACCUGAAGACAGACUUCGGCCUCUCCGUGGAGUUUGAUGGAGACAGCAGAGCAGAGAUCAUCCUGCCCCACACCUACAAGAGGAGGGUGGGCGGCCUGUGUGGCAACUUUGACGGCAAGAAGAAGAACGAUAUGAUGAAGCCCGACGGUAACCAGGCCAAGAGCAUCAAGGAGUUCAGAGAGAGCUAGAGAGUGACGAAGGACAGACUGAGCAUAACAUGGAAGUAUGUAGUCACAGAAACCAGUACUAGCUACCACUACCAUGUUAUUGUCUGCCAUAUCUUGUGUGGAGUGUAUAGUACGGCAUCCAUAUUAGGAUCUCCCCCAGUUGUCACUCCUUAUUUAACUUUUUUAGAAUUUCAAGUUUCACUUGAAUUAUCGCUGUACCAAGCAGAGAGAUUUGAUUUAUCGGGGAACAAUGCUAGUCAUUCUUAUUUUUUAUUAAUUGCAUAUGUUACAUAUUUAAAGAGCACCAACGCCAAGACUGACUGCUCGUUCUUUUAUGUUUUCAUCUUCCCUUCGUAACGUUGUCUAUGGCCAGUGACCUGACCUCCAUGCAUCAAGACCAUUGAUUGUGUAAUAUUCUUCUCAUAGGCAGACACUUUCCUUCCUACAAUGGACACAGUGUAUUUGAAAGUACUUGGGUUAAACAAAAAAAGCUUGGGUUUUUGUGGACUGUAUGGAAACUUGAUCAAUGAAGUAUUCUACUUCUUCUAUAUGACUGUUGGUUUAAAUCCUGUUGUUACUGUGGCUUAUGACCCACCUGUAUGCCUUCUGAGAUCUCUUUCAGUCUUACUGUAGGUUCUUUGCACAGUUCACCUAGUGUAUGAAUCAAUGUACACAAGUUACAUAUUUGUGUAUUACUGCUAAUGUGUACUAUAUAUUCAAAAGCCCACAUUCCUUUAGCUUUAGGCUGAUGUCCAAUAGUUCAGUGACUGUAAUGUGCAAUAUUACUGUAUGAUAAUAGAAAACUAUGUAAACGAAGGAUGCAAGUGUUUUAGCUGAUGUUUUAUCCCACUGAAUGUAUGUUUUAUUUCUUGAAUUAUAUAUCUAUGAUUGAUAUGAAUUUUAUGAGAUCUUAUAAAUAAUAAAUAAUUAUUCACACUGCA